UACAAAACAAGCGUUCGAUGUCUUCGGCUUCGCCCGGUCGUCUGGUCGUCAGCCGCGUGUGAAUGAACCAUCCGGACGGACAGCCGAAUUUUUACAUGUGGCGUUGAAAAUCUGAUGCAAUAGUAGUGAACCAAUUGUAUCUGUAAACAUGGCUGAUAACGAAGAUUCGGUGUUCGAUCCUAGCCUUCUGAAAAAGAAGAAGAAGAAGAAGACCACAGCAUUUGAUAUGGAUGCGGCUAUGGCUGAAGGUUCUCCUGCGGAUGCAUCCGACAACACUGACAAAGAGAACACGGAACCCGCAUCAAACGUGGAUAAUAUGGACAUGGACGAUUUAGAAAGUUUUGGAAAAAAGAAGAAAAAGAAGAAGAAGGCCUUCAAUUUGGAAGAAUUAGACAGUGCUCUACCAACUGACACAACGGCAGACGAACCCAGUGAACCCCUGCAAGAAGAUAUGGUUGAUGAUAGCUUUGACUAUGAUAUGGACUUCAGCAAGACGAAAAAGAAAAAGAAGAAGAAGAAGGACCUAGAUGAUUUAGUUGCUGAAGACGAGAACGAAAAGGCUGCAGAGAAGGAAAAUGCAAUGGAUGGUAUGAAUGAUAAUGAAAGUGAUAUUCAAUCCUGGGGUGGUUCUGACCGUGACUACACCUAUGAUGAGCUUUUGAAGCGUGUGUUUGAAAUUAUGCAUGACAAGAACCCUGAAAUGGUUGCUGGUAAGAAGCAGAAGUUUGUCAUGAGACCUCCUCAAGUGGUCCGUAUUGGAACCAAGAAAACUUCAUUCGCCAACUUUACAGAGAUUUGUAAAACACUGCAUCGGCAACCGAAGCAUUUGUUGGACUUUUUGUUAGCUGAAUUGGGUACUAGUGGAUCUGUUGAUGGAAAUAGCCAACUGAUUAUUAAAGGACGUUUCCAACAGAAACAAAUAGAAAAUGUUCUUCGACGGUAUAUUAAGGAAUAUGUAACAUGUCAUACCUGUCGAUCACCUGACACCAUUCUUCAAAAGGAUACCAGGUUGUUCUUCCUUCAAUGUGAAACCUGUGGUUCCAGAUGCUCUGUUGCUUCCAUCAAAUCAGGUUUCCAGGCUGUUACUGGAAAACGAGCUGCUAUUCGAGCAAAGACAACUUGAAACUAUCUUUUCACCUUGCUAUGGUCCGUUUUUACAUCAAAGUAUGGUCUACUGUACAUUGGUUAUAUAAAAAGAAAAACAACCUAUCAUCACGUUUCUGGUGUGAAGUGGUUUAUUGAGCUGUAAUUUAAUGUGUUCUUUUGAACAGAAAAGCCCUUUUGCACAUGCGUGGAAAAUGUUAUUGUUAUUCCUUUGAUCUGGAGGAUCAGUCCUGUUAAUAGGUUUUUCACUUUUAUCAUUAUUAUCAACUUUUCUCUGCAAACAUCCAAUGGAAGUACCAAGUCAUCUUUGAAGCAGGGACAUUAAAUAAAUGAUUUGUAUUGGACAUUUUUUAAUGCAAUUUUUUGGUCAUAAGUUCACAGUAUUGCGCCCCCUUUUCUAUUAAAAUUUGUGUGUGUGCUGACACUCUGGAUGACUGACUUUGUCAAUAUAUUCAUGGUUCACAGUU
Molecule: messenger RNA, 1571 nt
Organism: Frankliniella occidentalis (western flower thrips)
Lineage: Eukaryota; Metazoa; Arthropoda; Insecta; Thysanoptera; Thripidae
Gene: eIF2beta
Product: eukaryotic translation initiation factor 2 subunit 2
Exons: 8
Coding region: 149-1123 (324 amino acids)
Biological process (GO): translational initiation; formation of cytoplasmic translation initiation complex; formation of translation preinitiation complex
Cellular component (GO): eukaryotic translation initiation factor 2 complex
Molecular function (GO): translation initiation factor binding; mRNA binding; translation initiation factor activity
Source: RefSeq, a predicted model, not a curated record